Molecule: messenger RNA, 2073 nt
Organism: Sphaeramia orbicularis (orbiculate cardinalfish)
Lineage: Eukaryota; Metazoa; Chordata; Actinopteri; Kurtiformes; Apogonidae
Exons: 1
Coding region: 1-2073 (690 amino acids)
Source: RefSeq, a predicted model, not a curated record
AUGAGAGGGUACGGGAGGGAACAGGAGGAAGUUUACCCUUCUGUACCCAAAAAAAGGAAGGUACAGGAGGGAACGGGGGGGAACGGGGGGGAACAGGAGGGAACAGGAGGGUACGGGAGGGAACAGGAGGGUACGGGAGGGAACAGGAGGGAACAGGGGGAAACGGGGGGGGGGGGGGUACGGGAGGGAACGGGAGGGUACGGGGGGGAAGGGGAGGGUACGGGGGGGAACGGGAGGGUACGGGAGGGAACAGGAGGAAGUUUACCCUUCUGUACCCAAAAAAAGGAAGGUACAGGAGGGAACAGGAGGGUACGGGAGGGCACGGGAGGGAACGGGAGGGAAUGGGAGGGUACGGGAGGGUACGGGAGGGAACGGGAGGGUACGGGAGGGAACGGGAGGGAAUGGGGGGGGGGGGUACGGGAGGGAACGGGAGGGUACGGGGGGGAAGGGGAGGGUACGGGGGGGAACGGGAGGGUACGGGAGGGAACAGGAGGAAGUUUACCCUUCUGUACCCAAAAAAAGGAAGGUACAGGAGGGAACAGGAGGGUACGGGAGGGCACGGGAGGGAACGGGAGGGAAUGGGAGGGUACGGGAGGGUACGGGAGGGAACGGGAGGGUACGGGAGGGAACGGGAGGGAAUGGGAGGGUACGGGAGGGUACGGGAGGGAACAGGAGGGAACAGGAGGAAGUUUACCCUUCUGUACCCAAAAAAAGGAGGGUACAGGAGGGAACAGGAGGGAACGGGGGGGAACGGGAGGGAACAGGAGGGUACGGGAGGGAACAGAAGGGAACGGGAGGGAACGGGAGGGAACAGGAGGGAACAGGAGGAAGUUUACCCUUCUGUACCCAAAAAAAGGAAGGUACAAGAGGGAACAGGAGGGUACGGGAGGGUACGGGAGGGAACGGGAGGGAACGGGAGGGUACGGGAGGGAACAGGAGGGAACAGGAGGAAGUUUACCCUUCUAUACCCAAAAAAAGGAGGGUACAGGAGGGAACAGGAGGGUACGGGAGGGAACAGGAGGGAACAGGAGGGUACGGGAGGGAACAGAAGGGAACGGGAGGGAACAGGAGGGAACAGGAGGAAGUUUACCCUUCUGUACCCAAAAAAAGGAAGGUACAAGAGGGAACAGGAGGGUACGGGAGGGAACGGGAGGGAACGGGAGGGUACGGGAGGGUACGGGAGGGAACAGGAGGGAACAGGAGGGAACAGGAGGAAGUUUACCCUUCUGUACCCAAAAAAAGGAAGGUACAGGAGGGAACAGGAGGGAACGGGGGGGAACGGGGGGGGAACGGGAGGGAACGGGGGAAAACGGGAGGGAACAGGAGGGUACGGGAGGGAACAGGAGGGUACGGGAGGGAACAGGAGGGAACAGGGGGGAAACGGGGGGGGGGGGGGGGGGGGGGUACGGGAGGGAACGGGAGGGUACGGGGGGGAAUGGGAGGGUACGGGGGGGAACGGGAGGGAACGGGGGGGAACGGGAGGGAACGGGAGGGAACAGGAGGAAGUUUACCCUUCUGUACCCAAAAAAGGAAGGUACAGGAGGGAACAGGAGGGUACGGGAGGGCACGGGAGGAACGGGAGGGAAUGGGAGGGUACGGGAGGGAACGGGAGGGUACGGGAGGGUACGGGAGGGAACGGGAGGGAACGGGAGGGAAUGGGAGGGUACGGGAGGGUACGGGAGGGUACGGGAGGGAACAGGAGGGAACAGGAGGAAGUUUACCCUUCUGUACCCAAAAAAAGGAGGGUACAGGAGGGAACAGGAGGAAGUUUACCCUUCUGUACCCAAAAAAAGGAAGGUACAAGAGGGAACAGGAGGGUACGGGAGGGAACGGGAGGGUACGGGAGGGUACGGGAGGGAACAGGAGGGAACAGGAGGAAGUUUACCCUUCUAUACCCAAAAAAAGGAGGGUACAGGAGGGAACAGGAGGGUACGGGAGGGAACAGGAGGGAACGGGAGGGAACAGGAGGGAACAGGAGGAAGUUUACCCUUCUGUACCCAAAAAAAGGAGGGUACAGGAGGGAACGGGGGGGAACGGGAGGGUACGGAGGGCCUCCACAACAGUGUGUCGUGA